This is a messenger RNA of Vitrella brassicaformis, 6608 nucleotides long. The record is from the annotation of a GenBank genome assembly. Lineage: Eukaryota; Vitrellaceae.
CCAGGAGUGACGGUGCGACAGUGUGAGGGCACCCGUUGCCCCAUUUUAGAUAGAUAAUUCACAUCGGGCAUUUUGGUUGCGAAGCAGAGCAGCGUGCGCACAUCGGUCCUCCGGUGGCUCCCCCGGCUGUAGGGCGCCCAUCGACUGACUGACGUGGAUACCUUUGAAAGAGUGGCCCGCAGGCGGCCAUGGGGGAAGUACUCGGGAAGUUCUUCAUUCCAGUGAGCUGCAACCACACGCACCGCACACACAGAUGUCAUAUGAGAUGGAUGGAUGGUUGGCAUGUGUUCUGUUUGGGCGGGCGCGUGCGUGUGUGUGUGUGUGUCAGGUGGAUGAGAUCCCGUAUGACGUGCCUGGGUUCAUCCAGGUGCUCUUCCUGGGCGCCUGCUAUGGCUACAUCCUCUUCAAUGCGGUGAGUGAGUGAGUGAGUCAGUGAGUGGGCUGAGGGGCUGAGCUCUCUGUGUGAGAGGGGGACCAUGUCGAGAACCUCUCUCUCUCUCUCUGUCUGUGUGUGUGCGCGUGUGUAUUGUGUGACACCGCCCGCGUGUCUAUCGCUCCCUCAAUCAGAGCAAUUUGAUAUCGGAGGGCAGCGAGUUGCUGCUGCUGGUGCCGUCCUUAGCGGGCCUGGUGGGGUCGGUGGUGCUGCCCGUCCUGGGAGCCGUCCCGGACGGCGCCAUCGUCCUCUUCUCCGGUCAGACUGGCAGCCAGCCACGCACGCAGACAUGCAGGGAGGGAAGGUGCGUUGCAUUGCGGUGCAGGGCUCGGCCCUGACGCGCAGGAGCAGCUGUCAGUGGGUGUGGGCGCACUUGCAGGUAGGUAGCUGGGUGGACCAUCGAUGGAUCGACCACAGAGACUGACUGCACGGACAGAGAGAGAGUACAUGGACCGACUAGGCAGCAUGGAUGGAUGGAUGGAUGUGUUGUCACGUUCGUUGGUUAGGUUCGACGAUAAUGUUGCUGACGAUCCCCUGGUUCCUGUCCAUUGUGGGGGGCCGUGUGAAUGUGCUGGAGAGCGGGGAGCUGACCUACAAGAAACCCAAGGACGCCGACCCCGACUGGAAGAAACUCGACCCGCCAAACAACUGGAGCCUCACACGUAUGUGUGUGUGUGACGGACAGAACAAUCAAUCAAUCAAGCAAUGGAUAAGGGGAUGGGUGGGCGGUGUGAAUGAUGUGGUGUGGUGUGCCCUCUCUGUCUGUGCGGUGUGUGCACUAUGGCCUGCAGAGACGGGCGUCAAGUGCAACAAGAGCAUAGCGGUCAACGGCAAGAUCAUGCUCCUCACCGCCAUCACCUACCUCGUCAUACAGGUCGGGGGGUGGACACACGCUACCUACCACACAGACAGACAGACAGACAGAUGGAAUGGAGACACACACCUGCAUGCCUCUCCUGCUGUGCGUGCAGAUCCCGGCCUUUGCCGUCAUCCACGACACCAUCGAGCAGAAACGAUCCUUUGAACGGUUGGCAUGCCGGUUUGCCUGCCUGCCUGCGUGGCGGCAGACAGACAGACUCACCGUCCGGUAGCCGUCUGUUCGUUCGCUCAUGCUUGAUGCGUGCAGUUGGUUUGCCUUCUCCGGCAUGUUGAUUGCCAUUGUGUGCUUCGUCCUCUACCUCGUGUACCAGUUCUGGCAGGUCACACACAUACACACUCACAUGCGGCAGACAUACGUGUGUGUGUGUGUGUGUGCAGGCUAAGGGCGAGCACAACCAGGUGCUUGAAGACGAAAUCAUAGAACUCCGGUAUACAUACACAGACACAUACACACACACGAGGCAGGCCAACAUGAGCACGCUGUCUUGUGUGUUCGUGUGUGUCGCGGAUGGCUGGCUGGACGGAUGGAUGUGUGUAUGUGUGUGUGUGUGUGCAGGAGGAAGGCCCUCAAAGACGGCAUGCUCACUCUGAGAGGCGUACGCACCCACACACAUGACUGACACACCUGCACGUGUCUGCCUGUCUACCUGUCUGUAUGUGCUGUGGAUCUACGCCUGCAGGCGAUGUUUGAGUUGUUCCGCAUGCUGGAGCCGCACGACUACUCGCCUCGAUUCUCCGAGACCCACGGCCUCCGUGGCAGCCCGAGUGUGCAGCAGGGCACCGUCUCUUCCACCGACAGCGUCGGGGCCGACGGCAAGACACGGCCCCUGCUGCAGGCCUUCCCACCGAAAAUGAGACACCAAAUGAAGGUACCUACCCACCCAUUUGUUCACCGGUCGAUCCAUCGAUGGCAUACAUGUGUUCAUGUGUUGAUGUGUGCAGGAGGUGCUCCGUCCGUUCUUUAACGAGCUGGAUUUGGACAAGACGGGCUCACUCGACCAUGAUGAGGUGGCACUGGGACGGAGGGAGGGAGGGAGGGAGCAACAAUCUCGUGCAUGGUUGUGUGUGGUUGUGUGGCUGGCUGUCUGUGGUCGGUCAGAUCCGGAUCAUGUUCCGCAACCUGAACGAGGCUCCCACCGAGCGCGAGAUACACGACUUCAUCAAAAAAGCCGACAUGGACAAGUCAGUCAGUCACUCACUCACUCAGCCAGUGACACACAAGAGAGAAACCAACACACCCCAACACGGCACAGCACAGCACGGCAUAGCACGGCAGACGAAGCCACAGACUCGUUCAUGUCUGCUUGUGUGGAUGGAUGGAUGGAUGGACCCACAGUUCCGGCGUGAUAGAGUUUGAGGAGUUCGUCAACGCCAUGAUACACUACGUCAAGAAGAGGUACCCACCCACCCACCAUGACAUACAUCCCCCUAUGCCCCUAUGCACGUCUUGAUUUCCUCACUGAUCGGUUGACCUCGUCGGUGGGUGGGUGGGUGCGGUUCGUGUGAUGAAUGCAGCCCGGAGCAGUUUUCGAUGGCCGUGGACGGGAUGCGGACUUCGGUGGGCAGCGAGGCAGCCGGCAUCGGGGCGGUGGAGGAGCAAGACGAGGAAGAGGGCGAAGAUGAAGAGGAAGAAUCCAUCCCAGGUCAGUCAGUCAGUCAGUCUCGGGCAGUCAGCACACAGUGAGGAAGCGAUGGAGGGAAUCGUCCGUAAGGAUGCACUCACUGUGUGGUGUGGUUGUGUCCAUGGCGUGUGGUUGUUUCAUCAGACGAUUUGGCUCAUCUGAGUCCCGAGCAACAGCAGCUGCGCAUCAAGAUUCGCGCGGCCUACAUGAUGCUCGUCGGCACCGCGCUGGUUCUGCUCUUCUCUGACCCUAUGGUGACACACACACACACAUACGGAGAGAGACAGAGAGAGAGAGCGCCAUCCAUCCAUCCACCCGCGAGGAAUUGUGUGGAUCGUUCGUGUGCUGUGCUGUGCUGUGUGUGUUGUGACUGUGCGUGCAGGUGGAUGUGUUCAGCAGUGUGGGCGAGCGGACGGGCGUCCCCGCCUUCUACAUCUCGUUUGUCCUCGCACCACUAGGUCAGUCAGGUCGCCUGUGAUGCGACUGACACACCACCACACACACACUCGUGUGUAGCUCGCUCACGACGGACAGACAGACAGGACAUAUGGAUGGCUGGCUGGCUGGCUGAUAUUCCGUGUGUUGUGUUGUGUUGUGUUGUGUGUGUCGCGUGUGUGUAUAGCGUCGAAUGCGUCUGAGCUGAUAGCGUCUUACAACUACUCACUCAAGAAGACCAGAAAGACCAUCACCAUCGCAUUCGCAGGUUUGUACCACAUGACACCACACCACACCGGUCGUGCUGACUGACGCCUUUGUUGCUGGUCUCUGCUCAUCUGUGUGAUGUGUUGUGUAACACGACUGCCUGCCUGCCUGCAUGCGUUCGUUGAUUGAUGAUAGCUUUGGAGGGUGCGGCCUGCAUGAACAACACAUUCUGCCUGGCCAUCUUCCUGGCGCUGGUGUUCUUCCGGUCGCUCGUGUGGUCCUUCAGCGCCGAGACCCUCGCCAUCCUGCUCGUGGAGCUCUGCAUGGGAUUCAUCGCCAUGAAACGGGUCAGUCAGUCACACAGACACACACACACACACACACACACACAGCUGUCCGUUUGCCGACUGAAUGACAUGGAUGCGCGUGUGUGUAAAUGAAUGUGUCCAUGUGUGUGUUCGGCGAUAUGGUUGUGGUCUGUCUGUCUGUGUGUGUGUGUCUGUCAGGUUCACCUUUUGAAGGACGGUCUGUUUGUGUUGGCGCUGUACCCCCUGUCGAUCAUGUUCGUCUGGGUCAUGGAGAACGCCUUCGGCUUCGACUAAAAAAAAGGCUCCCUCUCUGCACGCCCACCAAACCGACACAAAGCCUGGCAGAGCAGAUAGUCAGUUUAGCCGUCCGUCAACCAGCCAGUGUGUGUAGUCAGGGAGAGAGGGAGGGAGGGAGGGAGGGAGCGAGGGUCAUUUAGAUCAGAGCGAGAUGUAGGUGGCUGGCCGUACACACACGCACACCCAUUACAUAACAUAUACUACAAUAUGACGUGUACACAGCAUACAUACCAUGGCGUGUGAUUGAUUAGAGGACUGCACGUGUGGGGGCGGGCGGGCGGGGCAGUGGGUGAUAUAUCGGUCAAUCAAUCAAAGGGUGGGUGGGUGGAUCCGAUGGAGCCAGACGGGAAGAGCUCUGGUGGGGUGGGGCGAGGGGGUGCCGAACGAAGAGAGGAGUGCGUGUGGCCAUCCGCCAGAUGGCCAAGCAAAUGGGCGGGAGAUCAAGUGUGGGUGAUUGCCUGCCUGCCUGCCAUACGGGGGCUCUUUCUUUCUUUCUGUCCAUCAGGGGGCAUCAGUGGUUGGUGAAUUGAAGCAGAAUGAAUGAUGACUAGGUAGCCAGCCUACCUGACCUGCCUGUGAGGGUGGGUGGUGGACGAUUCGAUGCGACCGACGAUUGCUGGUCGAUACAAACCGCCUGCAUGCCUGCCUGCCUGCCUUGAUGCGUCUCGUUUGGUUUGGUUUGGUUUCUUGCUAUAGUCAGGUUGCGUGGCAUGCAGUCUGCGGUGCGGUGUGGUGUGGUGUGGUGUGGUGUGGUGCGGCAAUGGUGCGGUGCGGUGGUGUGAGAGGGAGAGAGGCUGCUGUACAGCGAGUGGGUGAGUGAGUGAACACCUGACUGAUUUGGACUGACUGCAGCAUGACCAUUCAUUAUGAUCGACGCGUCGUGUUUGGCUGCGUGCGUGUCGGUGUGUUCCCUCGUCAGCGGUCUGUCCGUUCGCACCCAAUUAACCUUGGAAGGACAGCUCAGCCACUCGCGUCAAGGUGUCCAUCUGCCACACACACAGACACACACACGCGCCCCUCCUCCCCUCCCCUCCCUCCGUGUGUGCGUGGGCCGUCCACUGCUGCACACACACACGCAAUCAAUUAAUUAAUUAAUUAAGGCUAGGCCGGCCGCCAUCUCUCUCGCAGCACCCUGACUGAGCUUGUUGGUGUAGCCGAUCGACGGUGUGGUCUGAUUUGAGUGAGUGAGUGAGUGGACUCGGUCCCUGUGUGUCUGUCUCAUGUAAUGUAGCUGGCUGCUGGACGGACAGGACAGGUGGGUGUGGGUGGUGUGGGUGGGCAUUGAGUGACCGAGUGACUGACUGAGUGGGUGUCAGUCAAGUGUGAAUUGCUUUGCGUGCGAGGCACUGCAGGCGACGGACGGGUGGCAUGCGGUGCGGGCACACAGAGACAGUAAGUAAGUACUUGCUGCACUGCAAAGUGGCGGGCACCGAAAAUACCUGCACCUCACACCUCACACCUCUGCUCUGUGUGGGUGGAUGUCCGUCCGUCCAAAGAGCCAAAUGGCUGGCGAAACUUUAAUUAAGUGCAGACACAAUGAAACAGAACGAGGGCACCAGAAACUCUGCUGCCAUGUGCUCUGUUGGUUUUAUAUUGUCUACGUCAUCGUAUAUAUGUGACGUGCUAUCGUCCAGUUCAGUGCAUUCUAUUCAUCGCUGACUGAAGUCCCUCCACCUCCCUGAGCGGCAUCAAACAGCAUCAAGGUAGGCAGGCAGGAAGGUGGGUGGGCAGAGAGAGACCACCUGACUGACUGAGACACUAUGAAUGCAUCUCUCUCUUCUGUGUCUGUGCGCUGCAGAGACAAACAGCCACCUGGGGUUUGCACACGCAUCGCAUCGCAUGGGGGCAGAGAAGACAAGAGGCUCUCUUUCUGUGUGUGUGCGCAAGCAAGAUCGUGCUGGGAGCUAGUCAAUCGGUUUGUGUGUCGCUUGGCGCAAGACACGCCACGACGCCCCCCAUCCCUCCCUGUCUGGACAGCUAGGUAGUUCACUGAGUGAGUGAGUGGCCAGCCAGCCAUUCGGCCGCUUCCGUACAAUCUCUCGAGAGGCAGGUACGGCACAAGAGAGAGAGAGACAUGGGGGUGUCACCGUGUCAGACAGUCCAGGUGUGCAUCGCUGCAUUCACACCGGGCGAACACGAUGAGCAUUCAGAAUGUGUGUGUGGCUAUCGGGAUUAUCGAUGCGAUCGAGUAGGGUCCUGAGCACACCACAGACAGACACACGCAGCCAGCAAGACGCCGGGACCACACAAACCUCUCAAGUAAGCAUGGGUGCGUGCGUGAGAGACACCUUGUACGCCGAGCACCCACACCACCGAUGCGAUGCGUGUAUACAGCUGGCGUUCUUUGUUUUGUGUUGUUUUUGUUUCAGUUAUGUUUGUUUGCUUUCCCUCUCCCCCCUCUUUUCUUUGUUACAAAAUGAAAAGAAA